Molecule: messenger RNA, 1329 nt
Organism: Cooperia oncophora
Lineage: Eukaryota; Metazoa; Nematoda; Chromadorea; Rhabditida; Trichostrongylidae
Source: the annotation of a GenBank genome assembly
AUGCUAGGUGUUUUUGUUUAUCUUUUGGCUGGUGAAUUUUUUGCAGAGGAUAGCCCUCAAAAGAUAUACAGUAGUGCACUUUCCUUAGUGAGAGAAGAUGGCAGGUGCCAAGACCUUUUUGGACCCACUAUUGCUGGUUUUGGAGAGGAAACAUCACGUGGUCGGCGCCGUCACGUCGCUCAUCAUAAAUACGAAAAAGAUGGGAGACAACGAAUCCGUGUUCUUUUUCAUGUGAAGAUGGAAGAUGACGGGUUUAAGUUAGUUAGACGCCGAAGGCAAUAUUCACGGUUGAAAAAAGCCACUCAAAAAUCAGUUGACAGGAUAGAAGGUACUGUGGACGACAUCCAGGCGGCAGUGGAGAAAGCUGAUGCGCUAGUUGAAGAAAGUGGCCUCAGUUCAUGGAUCAUCGACAAUGUUCGAUUAUUUCUCGGGAAGCGAUGUAUCUCCCGGGUGUACUUGAUAGGAAAUGGUCAUCUUGAUGCGCCAUGGGAACCUGGCGCUCAUCAGUUUGCUCUUAUUCAAAAAAUAUGUUCUGCCUUCAACGCUGAAAUGGUUUUUCAGGAGCCUUGCAUCAGCAAUGCUGAGCGAGAAUGGUUGAGUCAUCAAGAAGGAAUUGCUUUCCGCGAUCAACCUGAUGUUAGCUUUGAUGUAACUGGUGAGUGCGAUAGAUGGGCUCUAGAUCAUGAAGACUCUGUUAGCCGAUCUAGCUUUACUGCGAGUGUCCACUCAAGGAUCACAGAUCGUGGCAAAGCGCUUUCUACCGGCAAGAGCAUCUGGAUACCUGAAAGUUCGUUUUUAUGGCUUUGUGGGCGUCAUCCUGAAACAGGACGUAAGAUAAAUCAGCAUAUAGGUGGUGGAGUCAAGUUUGAUUACUACAUGAUUGACUACCACAGCAGAGGACCCACGGAACCAGGAAAAACGUAUGAUGAACGGGUACUGGAAGUCCGUCGUGAUCCAAACAGAAGUUCUCAUAUAGCACUUGUGGCAGGAACAGAAGGAAAACGGUGGAUACUGGCUACGGAGAACAUGAAGGCUGGUGACAUCAUUUCAACUACAUGCCAUAUUCCGGAAAAUCCUGUCAUUGGAGUUGAAGGAAAUUCAUACCCUGUUGGUUCUCUUGUAGCAGGCACACUAAUAAACAGUGUUGAACGGUAUCCAACAUUGGCUGAGAAUCUGGACAUUGUAUGUUUUCGUUGUAAAAAGCCGGGCUACAGCAUGCAACAUUGUUUCGACACCAAGCUGAAGACUUCACACGUCAUUCGGCUCUUUACCCUUUUGUUCGUUUACUGCCUUCCUAUUCUUGAUCUUGGGUGCCGGUUGGUAAACUAA